Molecule: messenger RNA, 849 nt
Organism: Lathyrus oleraceus (garden pea)
Lineage: Eukaryota; Viridiplantae; Streptophyta; Magnoliopsida; Fabales; Fabaceae
Product: nudix hydrolase 17, mitochondrial
Exons: 4
Coding region: 163-654 (163 amino acids)
Cellular component (GO): nucleus; cytoplasm
Molecular function (GO): pyrophosphatase activity
Source: RefSeq, a predicted model, not a curated record
UGGCCACUCUUUCUAUCCACCCUUCAUUCUUAAUCAUAUUCCAAAAUAUAUAUCUUCACUUUAUCUUCAUAUAAACCAAUCCUCAGUUCUAAAUACCUACUUCAUCUCUUUUUUAUUCUUAACUUUUUAGCUAUUCAUUUGUGUUAAUUAACUCUUUGGAAGAUGGUUUGUUUGGUAUCUCGAACUGGAAGGGAGUUGCAGAGAUACAACAACAUGGGUGGCAGACAAGUUGUAGGAUGCAUACCUUAUAGAUAUAAACAAGACAUAGAUGGUAAUAAAAGCAACGAGUUGGAAGUACUAAUGGUUAGUUCACAGAAAACUCAAAGACUAAUGUUUCCAAAGGGAGGAUGGGAACUUGAUGAAUCUCUAGAACAAGCAGCUUGUAGGGAAUCUCUAGAAGAAGCAGGAGUCAUAGGAUUAGUUGAGUGUGAAUUGGGACAGUGGAAUUUCAUUAGCAAAAGACAUGGAACAUACUAUGAAGGGUAUAUGUUCCCUUUAUUUGUGAAGGAGCAACUUGAUUAUUGGCCAGAGAAAAAUGUUAGGACAAGAGUAUGGAUGACUGUUGGUCAAGCAAGAGAAGUUUGUCAACAUUGGUGGAUGAAGGAAGCAUUAGAUAUAUUGGUUCAAAGACUCACUUCUUCACAGCAACAAUAAAAAAAAAGAUGUAAUUGGUGAUUUUUUUGUUUUUUGGAAAAUAAUAUGAAGUUUAAGUUUCGAUCUGAAAUUAGGAAACUGUCAAUAUUUUGAUUUUUUUUUAGUUGUAGAGAGGAUUAAUUAGGGGAUGAAACAAAAUUGUAGAGAAAGUGUUAUCAUUAUUUUAUUCAUUUAUCAAUCGUCUAUCGGAACCAA